AUGACGCCGAAGAGAAAUCUAAGAGUUCUAUUUUUCACUGGGGCUUUGCUAGUUCUGAUCUACUUCAUAGUUCAACAUGCCAACACCACAUCUACCGAUCUCGAUGGCUCGAUAUUAGACGAUGGCCGCACCAAUACGGCCAAGAGUGUGGUGACCAAUCUUUCGGUCAAAGCUGGUGCCAAGGCCAAACUCAAACCGGAAGAGGCCGUCAAGACAGACGCAAAAGUGGACGAGGAAAUCGAAAGCAUCAAACAAGAAAUCGGAAUCAAGGAGAACAUCGGGGACAAGCUGCCCAAAGUGCAGGACCUUGCGCAGGACGCAGAGUUUGACGCAGCCAAGGAGUACCAGAUGAUCCUGGUGUCUGCGCCCAUGAUCGUGUUUUCCAAAAGUGGCUGUCCGUUCAGCAAACGCAUGAAGGAACUCCUGGCUCAGGAGUUCCUGUUCACCCCGGAGUACCGCGUCGUCGAGCUCGACAAGCACGAGCACAUGGCCGCCCUCCAGAGCUACAUUGGAGUCCAGACCGGCCGGUCCACGGUGCCCAAUGUCGUGAUAAACGGCAAGUCACGUGGCGGGUUUGACGAUUUCAAAGCAUUACACGACGAGGGAAAGCUGCUGAAGUCGCUCAAGGAUUGGGCAGGGAAAGAGUUCACCGUCACAAAGAAGGAGAAGCCGUCCAACAGCUGA
This is a messenger RNA of Lachancea meyersii CBS 8951, 684 nucleotides long. The record is from the annotation of a GenBank genome assembly. NCBI's taxonomy places the organism in Eukaryota, Fungi, Ascomycota, Saccharomycetes, Saccharomycetales, Saccharomycetaceae.